AUGACGACUCCCCUACCACCCACCCAUCGCGCCCUUCGUCAGGAUGUCUACGCUGAGCCACCUACAGUCCAAACGGUGGCGACACCACAACCCACCCCCGGCUCUGCUGUCCUGAAAGUCCUCCAGGCCGGUAUCCUCAACUAUACCAAGGACGUAUACAACGGCGUGCGCAAGCACCCUUACCCCGUCCCUCUCACUCUGGGACAAUCUGCAGUCGCGCGGGUCGUCGCCCUGGGUGAAGACGCCACCACCCUCAAAAUCGGCAACCUGUGCCUCCUCGACAUCACUAUCCGAGGGAGAGACGACAUUGACCGCUCUGCUGGCGCGACGUUCCUUAGCGCAAUUGUUCAGGGCUUUACGCCUGCGUCUGCGCGGCUUAUGGCUGAUGCUUGGCGCGAUGGGACUUAUGCAGAGUACGUGCGCUGGCCUUUGGAGAAUUGCUACGUUCUCGAUGAGGACCGGCUGUUCAACAAGCUUGGCUAUCAGAUGGGUGAUCUAAUGUAUAUGACGAAGCUGAUGGUUCCAUAUGGAGGGUUGGGAUCCCUGUGUAUGGACUUGAAGCCGGGCGAGACUGUGGUUGUGUAUCCGGCAACAGGUGGGUUUGGGAGUGCGGCGGUGCAUUUGUGUCUCGACUUAGGGGCUGGGAGGGUGAUUUGUAUGGGUAGGAAUGUUGAGGCGUUGGAGGGACUGAAAAGUGCGGCAACGCCGGAAAAGAGGCCGAGGAUCGAGACUGUGCCGUUGUCGGGGAGGUGGGAGGAGGACCUCAAGGUAUUGAAGAGUCUCGGCGGGAAUAUUGAUGUGUUUUUCGACAUUUCUCCGCCGACCGCGGGAAAGGAAGUGUUGAAGGCCGGCAUGGUGGCGUUGAGACAUGGUGGGAGAAUGUGCAUUAUGGGUGGUGGCGACCAGGAUAUCCCGCUGCCAAACGGGGUGUUCAUGCACAAGGAUCUCACUCUCAAGGGCAAGUGGAUGUAUGAGCCCAUGGAUGUGAAGAGGUUGAUCAGUCUGGUUGAGGCCGGUAUUGUGAAGCUGCACAGGCAGGGCGAAGCAGUGACACCGUAUGGUGCCAGUGUCGUCGCGAAGUUCAGUUUGGAGGAUUGGCAGAAGGCUUUUAAUGAGGGGGAGAGGGUUGGAAGUGCUGGGAUUGUCGUCUUCGAGCCAUGA
This is a messenger RNA of Cladophialophora yegresii CBS 114405, 1161 nucleotides long. RefSeq lists its product as uncharacterized. Bases 1 to 1161 code for a protein of 386 amino acids. NCBI's taxonomy places the organism in Eukaryota, Fungi, Ascomycota, Eurotiomycetes, Chaetothyriales, Herpotrichiellaceae. Gene Ontology annotation, cellular component: mitochondrion. Gene Ontology annotation, molecular function: oxidoreductase activity. The transcript has a single exon. The record is from RefSeq and is a predicted model, not a curated record.